This is a messenger RNA of Eimeria maxima, 3811 nucleotides long. RefSeq lists its product as hypothetical. The transcript has a single exon. NCBI's taxonomy places the organism in Eukaryota, Apicomplexa, Conoidasida, Eucoccidiorida, Eimeriidae. The annotation marks the transcript as partial. The record is from RefSeq and is a predicted model, not a curated record.
AUGUACAGUCCUCAUAGGGGGGGGUGGCGGCUUCCGCUAGUGCUGUUAUCAGUGCUGCUGCUGCUGAGUCAGCAGCAGCAACAGCUGCAAGCAGCUGCAUCAGCAGCUGCACCAUCUGAAGUGUGGGAUCCUAAUAAUACAGGUUCUGCCGUUACAGAUAAAGUAUUACCAGGACAAGAAGGAAUAGUAUCAUCAAAUGGUGGGGAUACGACCGAUCCCUCCGCGGGUAUGCGGGGGGAGGUUAACAAGGAAUCUGCAGGAGAUGAGGCAGCAGGAUCCCCAUCAGUAGAGAACGCUGCAGGAGCAGCAGGAGGAGAAGAAUCACCAAAGACAGUGCAAGGAGAUCAGGAUUUAACUGCCCGUAUGUCACAAAGGAUGCUAACAAGACAAAGAUACAGGGAGUUAUUAUUUAAUAUAGGGGAUGAACCUUCACAGGCUUCUAGUACAACUACUAAUAAACAACCAUCAAGAGGUGGUUUAUUAGGCUCACAGAAGAAUAGGCGUCUAAUGGGUAUGGCGAUCCUUGGUACUAUUGCUCUGUAUGCCUUAUUAAGUACGCCGCAUUACCUACGCAGGCGUUCUAUUCUUCGCCAAUUAACGCUGAUAGAACCCCUAGAAAUUGAAUCUAUUAAUCUAGCUAAGAGUUUAGGAACAGAUGAGAGCUAUAUUGCCGCCGAUGCAAUACGCAAUUCUCUAAAAGAGGCACGAGAAUGCAGGGAGGAGGUGCUGAAGUUGCAGAAGAGUCGAUCUUUUCCAUCUUGGGCAUCGAGCCGUGAACGUGAACUUUUGAAUAAGAUAGGGAAAUCUGUAUUGGAGGCAACACGUUCACUACGUGCAAUGGAUAGUGAAUCACGUGCUGCUAUGAAGAAACAAUGUGAGCAUAUGCCAACAAUAUCUGCCGAUUGGGUCAAAGAAGCAUCGCCACAUUUUGCGGGGCUAGUGGGAAGUGAAUAUGCCGAUGCGCUGCAGGUGCUGACGAAAUCUCUUCAUAAUGAAUCACUGGAAAUGCAUAAAUUAGCCUCACAUAUAAUGGCACAGAGCAAAGAAGUACACCCCUUCAAUACCCCCAACGACGCAAGCUCCUUCAUCCAAAACAGCCUGCAGCUGCAGUACACCAUGGCGCUCACACAGGGCAUCCUUAGUAAUAACAGAACGGUAGACAAGCUGAAAAAUGAUUCGUUGCCGUCCCUGAAACGGAUGUUGGCCAUGAAUAUUGAGCUUUAUGUAGAAAGUGUUUACAUGCAAAGGGAAAAAAUAAAGGCUUUUACGACGCACGUUGAAGAAAGUAUGAGGGCCCAACAGUCUCGCUCGAUGGAUGCAUGGAGAACCGUGCUUGAGAUACAAAAAAUCCUGAAAGCAGUGCAGAAUCGAUACCACCAACUCCAAGACGCAGUCGGUGACCUAGCGAAGGCGGGAACUGUCGACGAAAUUGUUACAGUGGGUGCAUGGGCUGCAAACACCUACAAGAGGCUGAACACAUCUCUGGAGUUGUGUGAGAAGAAGUUGAAGGCGCUGCCGAUUCCGCCAGUCUUGGCUGUGCUUCAAGAGCAGCUCACGUCGUUGGCGCACACGUGCGUGGAUAGCGCGAAGUAUCCCGUGUUGGGAGUACAGGAAGCGGUCUCCAGGGCUAAAAGUCUUGUGAAACGUGGAGUUGAGUCAGACAUCGGGUUGCGCACGAGCGGGUCGCGGCCGUUUUUGUGCAAAACGACAGUAAAUGGUCUGCUCUCAACCUUGGCUGCCACAGAAGAGCUCGCUACUAAGAGCCUCUCAGAGGGCGCCAUGGCAGCAAGGGCAAUCAAGCAGGAACAAAACGUACAGGGCGUUGUGGACGCCGCCACGAGGGCUAUAAACGAAGUCACAAAAGUAAUGGAUGCCCGCUGUACCGUCCAGCAGGUCAUUAUGAAAGUCGAAUUGCUGAACGAGAUGGAGAAGAACAUGGCUGAAAGCGCAAAUUCGAUUCCUCUCUUCAGCAUACAAACUGGCCGCGAUUCCCUUGAAAGUAAAGCGGCGAAUGAGGAGUUGUGGCAGGAGGCCAACAGGUUGCGAAACUUGCUGGAUAUGGAAAGUGCUUUUGCAGAGGAGGCCGCGAGCGUGCUGGACGUGGCAACGGCGGCAGGACGCAUGCGGCAACUCAACCGCCAAGUCAUCUCUGCGGCUUACGCCGCUGCAGGGGGCAUAGUAACGCAAGCAGCUGCUGCUCCCAUACCAGAGCCCCCUCGCAAGGAAGCUCUAAGCCCCAGACGCCUACGCAGGGCUAAAACUAAAGAAGAGUCACUGCCAGAAGCUUUGGCGCCUGGUGAGGAACCUCCGACGCUUCUUCCUUUAACAGGUGGUUCUCCUACCCCGCCAUACGCGGAAACUUCUGGGGACGUCGGUGCUGACCCUGCAAGUGCUGACUCUCCAGCUGCCGGUGAGCAGGAAACCUCUCCAGUACCUGUCCCCCUUGCCGAACCUCAAGGAACAGAACAUGGUGAUGGAGCAACAGGGUCUGUUGACGAAGGACGAGAACCGCGUGUUGACGAAGAUUCCAGUGAUAAAGUAAAACCACCUAGUGUUGCUGCAGCACCUAAGUCUCUUGUUCAAGAAACAGAACCUGCAGCCACAGCAGCUUCUGGUGUGGAAGCCGAGAGACUUCUUGGUCAACCAGUAGUCGGUGAUGCUGAAUCUGUUGCAGAAGGUGGCGCUGAUGCUGACGGAGCAAAUUCGGGUGCUUUAGCAGGUGAUUCAACAGACGCUGAUACGGAGCCUGCAGAAUCUGAUGCACACGUAACGGCACCUCGUGCUGGAGCAGCAGAGUAUAGUAGUGAAGCAACAGAUUCUGGUUCUACAGGUGCAGACUCUAGUGCAGAAGGAGCGCAGCAAGGUGAAGGCGGAGCAGAUUCUGAUGCUGUAACGGAAGAAUCUGGUGAAGGAGAGGAUGGGUCUGAUGGUGAAGGAGUAGGAUCAGGUCAUGAAGGACCAGAGGCCGAAGCUGCGGGAAAAGCAUCUGGUGAUGGAGAGGCUGGCUCUGGUGUUGGAGGAGAGGGUUCUGGUGCUGGAGCAGUAGGCUCUGAUGGUGAAGCAACAAAAUCGGAUGAUGAAACAGGAGGAUCUGGUGAAGAAGAAGCCGAAUCUGCUGAAGAAGAGAGUGUUGUAAGUAAAGAGGGAAGAGGAUCAGAUGAUGGAAGUGGAGACCCUGGUGCUGGAGCAGGAGCAUCACCGGCUGGAGCUGGAGGCUCUGGUGGUGAAGGAACAGACUCUGGUUCUACAGGUGCAGACUCUAGUGCAGAAGGAGUGCAGCAAGGUGAAGGCGGAGCAGAUUCUGAUGCUGUAACCAAAGAAUCUGGUGAUGGAAGGGAUGGAUCUGAUGGUGAAGGAGUAGGAUCAGGUCAUGAAGGACCAGAGGCCGAAGCUGCGGGAAAAGCAACUGGUGAUGGAGAGCCAGGCUCUGAUGUUGGAGGAGAGGGUUCUGGUGCUGGGGCAACAGGCUCCGAUGGAGGAGCCGCAGAAUCGGAUGAUGAAACAGACGGAUCUGGUGAUGAAGACGCCGAACCUGCUGCUGAAGAGGGCGUGGGAAGUAACGGAGAACGAGGACCAGAUGAUGGAAGUCAAGACCCUGGUGCUGGAGCAGGAGCAUCACCUGGUGGAGCAGGAGGAUCUGGUGGUGAAGGAACAGAUACUGGUUCUACAGGAGCAGACUCUGGUGCAGAGGGAGAGCAGCAAGAUGCAGGAGGAGCAGAUUCUGAUGCUGUAACCGAAGCAUCUGGUGAAGGAAAGGAUGGGUCUGAUGGAAAAGGAGCAGGAUCUGUAGAUGGCGGAGAAGGCGAAGCUU